AAUAUUAUUUUAAUAGAGGUUUGGAACUAAUCCUCCUUCACUAUUUACAUCAUUACCGAUGCAUUACAACGAUUUGUUUAAACGGAGUGGUUUAGUACCGGCAAUUUUGGAAUGUUUACGAGGUUAAGAAGAAUAAUAACCGCAGAACAGUUGUUCCCAAGCAGUUUCUAUCCGUGUUCGUAGAAAAUGGUUUUCGACCUAUAUUUUCGAGUUCGAAAAAUGCGUAAAAAUCGCUGAUGAAUCAUCUUGAAAGAGUCCCAGGAUUCGUUAUAUUUUUGCUGUACAGCAAGCCAGGUAGAAGAGGAAGACGAUCAAAAAAUGGCUGUAAUGCGAAAAGCAUUUCAAAUGUUCGACACGACGAAAAGCGGUUUCAUCGACACGUUGAAAAUUUCAACGAUAUUGAACACGAUGGGUCAAUUAUUCGACGAUUCCGAUUUGAAUGCUUUGAUCUCGGAGAAUGAUCCGGAAGGGACUGGUAAAGUAAACUUCGACGGAUUCUGCAGAAUCGCUGGUCGAUUCUUGGAGGAGGAAGAUGCAGAGGCGAUGCAAGAGGAAUUGAAAGAGGCCUUCCGUUUAUACGAUCGCGAGGGAAAUGGAUAUAUUACAACUGCUACAUUGAAGGAGAUUCUUGCUGCUCUCGAUGAUAAACUUACCAGUGCGGAUUUAGACGGUAUAAUUGCUGAAAUUGAUACCGAUGGAUCGGGAACAGUUGAUUUUGAUGAAUUCAUGGAAAUGAUGACUGGAGAAUAAUCAUGGAUUGAAAUACAAUUGGCAGAGCGACGUCGAAGACAGUACAGUAUUUUAAAAUAAUAUUUUAAUAUUUUUGUUGAUACUAGUAUCCUGUGAAAAAAAUUUGUUUAAUAAAACGAUAAUAUAAAUUUUC
Apis dorsata (giant honeybee) is the source of this 883-nucleotide messenger RNA. RefSeq names its product troponin C (gene TpnC25D). The record is from RefSeq and is a predicted model, not a curated record. Bases 319 to 750 code for a protein of 143 amino acids. Gene Ontology annotation, molecular function: calcium ion binding; enzyme regulator activity. The transcript has 3 exons. NCBI's taxonomy places the organism in Eukaryota, Metazoa, Arthropoda, Insecta, Hymenoptera, Apidae.